GAAGGGGGAGGCGCCCGAGCGAGACGACUGCUGCCCGAAUUUAACAAUUAACCUUGAUGAGCACAGAUUGGUUUCACUUAACUGGCGCAGGUACGCGGCGCUGAGCGAUUCGGUGUUAAUGAGCAGACACUGACGCAUUUCAUGCCAAACAGAAACUAAAAGGAUAGAGGAAUUUACAGCUGACAUUUUGUUUUCCACGGGACAGGAUGCGUGUUGCAAUAGGAGCCCGUCCGGUACUCAUCCUCUUGCAGAAUCCAGGAGCAUCACUGAAUUGAUUUGGAGACCCAUAUCGGAAUUUGACCGCCGUGUCAUUGCUCAGUCUGCCAGUCCCAGCAGCUGAAAAGCUUCCUCUCAGCGACAGGAGACGAGAGGAAGGGGGGAAAAACUGUCCGCUUCACUACUCUUCAUCUGCGCCCUGGACGGCUUGAAAUGAGGACCACAUCCCGGCUGUGUUCCGUUUGAAGAAGCGAGCGGGGCAGGCGGUUCUUCGGCUCUCAAGGACGCAUAAAAAGUGGCCGCCGGCCAAGCAGCGAGUCAUGGAGCGGGACGACACAGACACCGUGAGCGCGUCCAAAAAGACAAUAAUUUCAAAGAUAUUUAAAGUUCGCAAGAGGAGGGAGAUGCUUUUCGUUCAGGUGUGCUUUAUCUGCAGUGUCCUCUUCGUGGCGUGGAGCAUGUCGGCGCUGUUGACCAAGACAGGCCAUGGAAUGACAGUGAAGGGACAUCCGGUGGUUGAAAACUGGGGAAGACGACUAAUGGCUUCAGUGCCAGACAAUGAAACGGAGCCGAAGAACUGUUCAGAGCCAGCAAUACACGAGUUCCCCGAUGACCUUUUCACCACCCGAGAACGGAAGAGUGGCGCCGUUCUGCUGCACAUUGUGGCGGCACUCUACAUGUUUCUGGCCCUCGCCAUAACAUGCGAUGAAUACUUUGUGACAUCGCUGGAGAAGAUCUGUGAGAAAUUAGAUCUCAGUGAAGAUGUUGCAGGAGCCACCUUCAUGGCAGCUGGCAGUUCUGCACCGGAGCUUUUUGCAUCUGUCAUUGGUGUUUUCAUCACCCACGGUGAUGUGGGGGUGGGGACCAUUGUGGGCUCAGCAGUCUUCAACAUCCUUUGCAUCAUUGGAGUUUGUGGGAUCUUUGCUGGACAGGUGGUGAUAUUGACCUGGUGGGCAGUUUUCAGGGAUUCCUUCUACUACAUCCUGUCUGUUGUGGCUUUGAUUGCAUUCAUUUAUGAUGAGAAGAUCGUUUGGUGGGAAAGUUUGGUGCUGGUGGUCAUGUAUGCUGGAUACAUUCUUGUCAUGAAAUUCAACUCCAGCAUGCAGAAAUUUUUCAUGGGGAAGUCGAAGAACGUGGCCAAUGGUAACGCUGCAGCCAGCAGUGAGAUGGAGGACGUUAAGCCCAGCAAGGCUUACAGCCGCGGAUCGGUGGUGAUGGUGGACGAGAUCAUGAACGCCAGCCCUUCAAAGUUUAGAUUUCCAGAAGCUGGUCUCCGUGUCAUGGUCACCAGCCAUUUUGGACCCAAGACCCGCCUACGAAUGGCCAGUCGCCUCAUCAUUACAGAGCGCCAGAAGUUGGUCCAAGCUGCCAAUGGAGUGGAGACACAAGUGAUUGACGGGAAGAUUGAAAUCGAGAAUGGAAACGUGCCAGAGGACAAGCCCACUGAGGCGGAGGAAAACGACACCAUCUCGCCGUUUCAUAUUCCAAGGGGUAUUGGCAGCAAGGUGAAGUGGCUGAUCUCGUGGCCUCUGCUCCUGUUGCUCUUCCUUACCAUCCCAAACUGUGCCAAGCCCCGCUGGGAGAAAUACUUCAUGCUUUCCUUCAUCCUGUCCACUCUCUGGAUUGCCAUCUUCUCCUACUUCAUGGUCUGGAUGGUGACAAUAAUCGGCUACACUCUGGGAAUCCCUGAUGUCAUCAUGGGUAUCACUUUCCUGGCUGCAGGAACCAGCGUCCCAGACUGCAUAGCCAGUCUCAUUGUGGCCCGGCAAGGUUUGGGAGACAUGGCAGUGUCCAACACUAUUGGCAGUAAUGUGUUUGACAUUCUGGUGGGGCUGGGGGUCCCCUGGGCAUUACAGACCAUGUGUGUCGACUAUGGAUCAGAGGUGAUGAUUAACAGUCGGGGCCUGGUCUACUCGGUGGUGCUUCUGCUGGGCUCUGUGGCCCUCACGGUGCUGGGGAUCCAUCUGAACAAAUGGAGGCUGGACGUGAAGCUGGGAGUGUACGUCCUGGUCUUGUACGCCGUAUUCCUCUGCUUCUCUGUCAUGAUCGAGUACAACGUCUUCACCUUCGUCAACCUGCCCAUGUGCAUGGAGGAGUAGAGCACAGCGGCAUGACUCGGAUACCAAAACCUCAGCGCUCCCAUAGCAUCCCAAAUCUUUAUCCUCUCCUCUCCUUUUCUUUUUUUUUCUUUUUCAGUAAUACUGGACCUAUCUGCAGACUUGUCUCUCUCCUCCCUUGCGCUCUCUCCCUUGUAAUCCUUUUAGCCCCAAAUAUGAAUCCCAUUUCCUCAAGAGGCAGAAUACACUGAAAGAGUGGACUCCAUUCUGUGUCUCAAAUUUGUCCUCUUGUCACACAGUGCCAGUCCUUAAUGCCCAUUAUUUGGGGCACUGCCUGUUAUUGCAGUAAAGUCUUUAUUUCCUCUGUGCGCCUGUUAACUUUCUACCCAUCUAGCAUGCCUUUAGAUGUCGGGGACCUCCAGAAUCAAAAGUGCCCCCUGUUGGUUGUUGGUGUGUGUUUUUCACUGUUUUUGCAUUGUAGAUUUUCCACAAAACAUUUCCAAAGCUUUUCCACAAACCAAACCAGAGUCUGCAAAGAAAAGAAAUCUUAGGACUCCAACCAAACCCAAACACAAAGAUAACUCCCCUUAAAGUAAUUCCUUAAAAAGAAGAAGAAAAAAGCAGAGUUACCACCCUCCUUACCUUCUCUCCUCUUGACCCCAUGGAGGAGGGCUUUGUCCUCGGCAGCUCCCCUCCUCCAGCCUGGACCCGACUCCCCUGGCAUGGCCUUUGGCAUCAGGGAGCAGAUACUGUUAGUGCUUCACUUCACUCACCCUCUGCAACUCUUCACCUGCUUGAUCAAAUUGUUUUCUUUAAAAAAAAAAAAGAGAAAAAGACAUUUUGUCAGGACACUUUGUGUUAAGAUGCGUCACAGUCCGGAUCAGUCGACUGUGAGGGUGUUAUGCUUAUGCAGCACGGCACAAUGUAAACUUGUAAACACUUUUUUUUGUAUUUAUUUUUUCAAAACAAGGUUUUGUCAAGUAUGAAAUAUGGAGGAGAGCUUGUUGCAAAUAUAGGACAUUGCCUGUUUUUCCACUGAAACAAAUUGCACACGCAGAUGCUUUUCUUGCUUUGUGCUGUAAGGAGAUUUGACCACUCAGAGGGGUUUCUGGCUGCUGGUGGUGACUCCACUGCAGUGUUAUUUUCAGUGAUGGGUCAGUUCACUUUACCUUCUGCACAACUUCAAAAACUGGCUCCAGAUCUGUCGGAUUCCUCUGAUAUUUUUUUUUUAUUUCCAUCAUCAUCAUCAGGUGACUUGUUCUCGUCUCGAGACAGCAGCAGAAUGGAAGUAGUUGUUCUAAAUAUUGAAAAAAAAUGCAAAGAAACCAGACGGUUCUCAACACUGACUGUCUGCUAUAACACCCUCUGGCCAGCAGGGGUUACUACAGCCCCUCUACCAAGGACAGGGGUGCCAACCACAGCUGUCGGUUAUCAGGGAAACUCGGAGGAGGACAACUCCUGGAGGUGUCACUGGUGAUGGUCUCUUGAUUUUUGAGUUACAUGUAGAUAUUGCACUUUAACAGCCGUCCUCUCAUUCUGAAUCAACUAGUGCUUCCUUCUGUGGGUGUGUAUUUUCAGUGUAUAUGUGACUGUGUGUGUGUGAGAACAUUGUAUGUGUGUGUGCGUGUGUGUGUGUGUGUGUGUGCGCUCAGUAUGGGCCCACGCUAGGUUUUCUCACACUGGACUCUUGAACAGACUGGGACCUCGUUAACACCAUGAGCACACCUGCCUCUGUUUGCAGUGCAUGCUGGGACAUUAAAACGCAGCUCCUCCACAGCACAGCGAAAGGCUGAGGGCUUCUUGGCAUCUCCAUCGAAAACAGCCCGACCCUCUUUACAAAAAUCGGCAGCUACGAGCCACACUGCAAUCCAGACUUUUUUGACAUCAUGCAAAAAUACCUGCGAGGCGUCCACAGGUGAGGUGCAGAGACUUAAAAACUGAGUGUGGAGAGUGUUUCAGUGUUGAAAAUAAUUCCUCUGCCACGCUGUUGGCGGUGGGCACUUGUAUAUGCAAUCUCAAUUUAAAGAAUUCUAUGUGACAGAAGGCCCCUGCAAGGUUGCCAUAUAAAGACAGGGGAUCCUGUGGAGAUGUGAUGUCGGUUUGUCUCGUAGUACUUGAUGUGUGAGCUCACAGGUGUGUGUGUGUAUGUGACCUGAGCCCAAAGGAUGGACAUUUCUGGAACAGUAGCUUUGAGGGAAUUCUGAUUUGUAUCCCCCCUCCUUUGUACACACACACACACUUUUUUUUUCCUAUCUUAUCCCCUCUUGCACAAGGGCAUUAACUCUCCACCAACCCGAGCUGAGGGAGCAGAAGGGAAUGCAUGGAUGGAUGGGUUUGCUCCUCUGCCCUCGAGACUUUGUCCCUUUUCAGAGGACCCGGAUGAGAGCAGACUUUAAGGAAUUAAAAAAUAAAUAAAUAAAUGGACCCCCUUAAGCUUCUAUUCUAUCGGGGCUCAAAUGGCUGUGUUCGUUGGAUGGAGGUGACCACACAGGGCCUACAGACUCUGAGAUCCAUCAACACCUCCCUUCCUCGUCCUCAAACUGUUCAGUGGGUCUUCUGUACAUACAGGAACCCAACAUUUCUUGAUGCUUUUUGUGAGGAAGGCACAUCUGUACUUAAGUUGAUUCAGAAUGUGCAGUUUUGAGGUUUAUGGGGUUUUUUUUUGUUUGUUUGUUUGUGUGUAUUUCUGUUGUUGCUCUGUGUGGUCAUGUCCCGGUUGCCAGGUUUUGAGUGGUGACACCACAGCAGGGAUUGGGAACAACAAGUCGUGCGUUCUCACCAGUUGUCUGAUUUGCAUCUUUGUUACCAAGUCACUUUUUUUUUUUUUUUUGGAAGAGAAGGAAAAAAAGAAGUUCGGAGUUCAGAUGCCAUACUUGUUGUAGCUCUGCAUAAAUUCAGAUUGUAUGGAAAUCAAUUGUACAAACAAAGCGCACACACUUUAGAAAACACACGUCUGAAACGACGGUUGAACACGAGAACUGUGUGUACUUCUUGAUUGAAUGCGACCUGAUGCACUGUGAGCUCAAUGUGAUGUGGGAGUUGUUUGUCAAGAAUAAUAAAUGAUUAAAAAAUAUAUUUAAUGUAAAGUUAGUUACUAUAAAACAUUAUUGAGGACAUCUGUAUAACUUAUAUGAAUGUAUUGUCUUGCUAUACUGGACAUAUCCAACCAAUGCAUUUUACUGUAAAGCAAUAAUGUCAAGAAAAAAAUAAUAAAAUGGCAAAAUAAUUCCUGUA
Messenger RNA from Scatophagus argus, 5507 nucleotides. RefSeq names its product solute carrier family 24 member 4b (gene slc24a4b). Bases 537 to 2315 code for a protein of 592 amino acids. The record is from RefSeq and is a predicted model, not a curated record. Gene Ontology annotation, cellular component: membrane. Gene Ontology annotation, biological process: calcium ion transmembrane transport; intracellular calcium ion homeostasis. Gene Ontology annotation, molecular function: calcium, potassium:sodium antiporter activity; calcium channel activity. Lineage: Eukaryota; Metazoa; Chordata; Actinopteri; Scatophagidae. The transcript is spliced from 17 exons.